AUGCCCCAAUUACCUCGAUAUGAGUACACCGGCCCCGUGGAUUGCACCAUUCCACCAAAUCGAGCAGUAUUGAAGGGUAAAAGUGUUAUUAUCACCGGCGGUUCUAAUGGUAUGGGCGAGGCGACAGUGCGCGCCUUUGCAGAAGAAGGAGCAUUUGUUACGAUCGCAGAUCUAGACGAAAUCCGAGGCCAGGAGUUAGCCAAGGAGCUGAGCCCUAAUGCCCAGUUUGUGAAAUGCAAUAUCACUUCCUGGGAUGACCAAGUACAAAUGUAUGAGGCAGCUAUUGCCAACUCUCCUCACAAGAGCUGUGAUAUUGUCAUAGCCAACGCCGGUAUCAGCCGUGCCUCUGGCGAUGACUUGUGGCCUUUGGAUGACAUCAACGAGCCUCCUGUCAAGCCGGAACUCAACAUCGUCAAUGUCAACUUGAUUGGCACAAUGUACACAUGGAAAUUGGCAAUCCACUAUUUCCGCAAGCAACCCGAUACCGAAGACCGGGACCGUUGCUUUAUUAUCACUGGCAGUAUGGUUGCGUGGAUUGACUCGCCUGCAAACUGGCAAUACACCAGCACUAAAUAUGGGCUGAGAGGCCUGAUGCGGACAGCCCGUCGGAACUCCCACGAGCAGGGUAUUCGAAUUAACUAUGUUGCUCCAUGCUAUAUCAAAAGCGCCAUUCGAUCCGCCGCUUAUGAGGCCCAACUCAUGGCCAAAGGCGUCGAGUUUGCGCCCCCAGAAGAUGUUGCAAUCUGCAUGAUGAAACUUGCAACCGAUAGGACAAUCAACGGGCACUCGUUGAUGAUCACGCCAAAAUCCGUUGCCAAAGAGGGCUUUAAGGAUGUUGAUAUGGAGGACCAUAUCGACGAAGGUUAUUUCAAGCGCACCCAAAAAGCUCAACUUAGCAUUAUCGAAGAUCAAUGGGUGCCUGGUUGGAGUAAAGGGAGAACUGCAGAGGGAGCUGCUAGGGCGUAA
This is a messenger RNA of Penicillium vulpinum, 966 nucleotides long. RefSeq lists its product as uncharacterized. NCBI's taxonomy places the organism in Eukaryota, Fungi, Ascomycota, Eurotiomycetes, Eurotiales, Aspergillaceae. Bases 1 to 966 code for a protein of 321 amino acids. Gene Ontology annotation, molecular function: oxidoreductase activity. The transcript is spliced from 8 exons. The record is from RefSeq and is a predicted model, not a curated record.